Molecule: messenger RNA, 1981 nt
Organism: Trichoplusia ni (cabbage looper)
Lineage: Eukaryota; Metazoa; Arthropoda; Insecta; Lepidoptera; Noctuidae
Gene: Cyp4g15
Product: cytochrome P450 4g15
Exons: 8
Coding region: 1-1671 (556 amino acids)
Molecular function (GO): monooxygenase activity; oxidoreductase activity, acting on paired donors, with incorporation or reduction of molecular oxygen; iron ion binding
Source: RefSeq, a predicted model, not a curated record
AUGAGCUACGCAGCUGCAGAGAGCGUGGUGCCCACCAGCACGUGGGCUGCCACCAACCUGUUCUAUGUACUCCUGGUACCAGCCCUGAUCCUCUGGUACGCGUACUGGCGUAUGUCCAGGCGGCAUAUGUAUGAACUCGCAGCCAAGUUACACGGACCACCUGGCUUGCCUCUCCUUGGAAAUGCUCUGGAAUUCACUGGUGGAUCUCAUGAUAUCUUCAGAAAUAUCAUCGAGAAGAGCAUUCCUUACGACGGUGAAUCUGUCGUCAAGAUCUGGAUUGGACCUCGUCUCCUGGUGUUCCUGUACGACCCUCGAGAUGUAGAGCUGAUCCUCAGCAGCCACGUCCACAUUGAUAAGGCUGAAGAAUACAGAUUCUUUGAGCCCUGGCUCGGAAAUGGACUUUUGAUCAGUACAGGUCAGAAAUGGAGGUCUCACCGAAAACUGAUUGCCCCGACCUUCCACUUGAAUGUUCUGAAGAGUUUCAUCGAUCUGUUCAACGCUAACUCCAGAGCUGUCGUGUCUAAACUGAAGAAGGAGGCUGGAGAGUUCGAUUGUCAUGACUACAUGAGCGAAUGCACUGUGGAAAUUUUACUUGAAACGGCGAUGGGUGUCAGCAAGUCGACGCAAGACCAAAGUGGAUUUGAAUACGCUAUGGCAGUAAUGAAGAUGUGUGACAUCCUCCAUUUGAGACACACUAAGAUCUGGCUCAGACCCGACCUCCUUUUCAACUUUACUGACUACGCCAAGAAACAAACUAAACUCCUUGACAUCAUCCACGGACUUACCAAGAAGGUUAUCCGAAGGAAGAAGGAAGAAUUCAAAUCCGGCAAGAGGCCCACAAUCUUGAGUGACUACACGAACCCUACUGAAGAGACAGGGAAGACCACUUCUGUCGAAGGACUUUCCUUUGGCCAGUCGGCAGGACUCAAGGACGAUUUGGAUGUCGAUGACGCAGAUGUCGGUCAGAAAAAACGUCUUGCUUUCCUUGACCUGCUCCUCGAGAGUUCACAAAGCGGUGUUGUUAUUUCCGACGAGGAAAUUAAAGAACAAGUUGACACUAUUAUGUUUGAGGGUCACGACACAACUGCGGCUGGAAGCAGCUUCUUCUUGUCCAUGAUGGGUAUUCACCAGGACAUUCAAGACAAGGUUAUUGAUGAACUCGACAAGAUAUUCGGAGACUCGGACCGCCCCGCAACGUUCCAGGACACUCUGGAAAUGAAAUACCUGGAACGUUGUCUCAUGGAGACCCUUAGAUUGUACCCUCCUGUACCCAUCAUCGCACGUCAACUUAAACAAGAUAUUACCCUUCCUUCAUGUGGUAAACAAGUGCCAGCGGGUACCACCGUAGUCGUGGCGACCUACAAGUUGCACCGUCGCCCUGAUGUAUACCCCAACGCCAACAAGUUUGAUCCCGACAACUUCCUCCCUGAAAAAUCUGCCAACCGCCAUUACUACGCGUUCGUUCCAUUCUCCGCUGGACCCAGGAGUUGCGUAGGUCGCAAAUACGCCAUGCUGAAACUGAAGAUUAUUCUAUCUACAAUUCUGAGAAAUUUCCGUGUCCACUCCGACAUCAAGGAGAGUGAUUUCAAACUGCAAGCUGACAUCAUUCUGAAGCGUGCGGAAGGUUUCAAGGUUCGACUGACGCCGCGCAACAAAACCAAAGCAUGCUGAAUAGUGCAUUCCUAAAUUUAAUUAUUAUGUAAAUAUGGACGCAUGGUUCUCGCAUUUUUGUUGUUAAUACUGUGUAGAUAGCACGGAGUUAAGAUAUUUUAUUAUAAUUGUCAAGAAAGAUGAUAUAUCGGUGGCAGACCUUUUACCCAUGGGUAGGUGUAAAUGACGGCGGUGUAAUACUGCAUGUUUUGCUCAAUAAUAUUUAACUAUGCAGUUAGAUUCUAAGUUCUUUGUAAAUAGAUAUUAAAUUAAAUUUCCUUCGUAUGUUGUACGUUGAAUGUGAUGAACUAAUAAACAUUUUAAUGAAUAA